AUGGCAACUAGAGCAUAUGGCGGGGGCAUUCCGCAUCUGGGCCCGACAAGGCUACACAGAGGGACUAUCAGGCCACAUCAGCGUCCGCGAUCCAGAAUUCACCGACGCCUUCUGGACAAACCCAUUAGCGUACACUUCGGCCUGCUGAAAGCAAGCGACAUGAUACUUCUGCGUCUCGACGGCACCGUGAUAGGCGGCAACCGCUCCCGACCCGCCAACGCAGCAGGCUUCCUGAUCCAUGCAGCGGUCCACAAGCGCCGACCAGACGUGCACGCCAUCUGCCAUGCGCACACGAUAUACGGCAAGACAUGGUCGUCGUUUGCGCGGCCACUGGAAAUGCUGAACCAGGACGUGUGUAAGUUCUACAAGGCGCAUAGCGUGUACUCGUCAUAUGGCGGGGUGGUGCUAGCGGAAGAAGAAGGGGAGUUGAUUGCGACGGCGCUGGGAGAUGGGAAGGCUGCGAUACUGAUGAAUCAUGGCCUUUUGAGUGUGGGGGGAACGGUGGAUGAGGCGGCGUAUUUGUUUGGGUGUUUGGAACGGUGUUGUCAGGCGCAAUUGCUUGCUGAAGCUGCUGCGGCUAAUGGGAUUGAGAAGGUGUAUAUUUCCGAUGAGCAGGCGGCGUAUAAUUUUGCGGUGGAGAGUGAUCCGGAGGUACUUUAUUGUGAGUUCCAGCCUGAUUAUGAGUAUGAGGAUGCCAUGUGUGCAGGGGCUUUUAAGAAGUGA
Molecule: messenger RNA, 723 nt
Organism: Trichophyton rubrum CBS 118892
Lineage: Eukaryota; Fungi; Ascomycota; Eurotiomycetes; Onygenales; Arthrodermataceae
Exons: 1
Coding region: 1-723 (240 amino acids)
Cellular component (GO): cytoskeleton
Molecular function (GO): actin filament binding
Source: RefSeq, a predicted model, not a curated record